GUUGGUAUUAUUAGACUGACAUACAUGUAUAGACAAACAGCACCCAUAGUUUCUAUAACACUAUUACAGGUACUAUUAGAGGAACAGUAGGUCCUUAAUUGUGCGCAUAGUUAGAUUGACUGAUUGACUGACAAACAUAUAUAUAGAUAAUUGUACGCAAACUAUGUCGUUGUCGUCGACACCCAUUGUUAUCGGCGGCGGUAAUGAUAGCAACAAUAGUAGUCGAGAAGCAGAUCCAGAGGUCAGACAAGUAUUGUUGGAAAUCAUCGAUAAGGUAGCCGACGACGAUGUAGCACAUGAAACGGCAGUCGGACAGGUCAUGUCGGAUAUGGUCGAUACGGUUGCUGAGGCCAACAACAACGAUAAUGAAGACUAUAUGCAGUGGAUGUAUAGACAUCGGCCACUACUGACUGCUAGCCGUAGUCGUCGACCCAGACGUAGGGAUAGGUGGCAAACAAUGGCUACGGUAGGGUAUAGACCACCGGCUCAACCAACACCAGUAGUACCACCAGUAGUAGACAGGAGUAGGUCGUUACAGGACAUCACCAGUGAUGAUGAACCCCAGCUAUCGCUUUACGAUGAGAAAGCCGGUGCCGGACCUCCGCCUCAUCUGUUUAUGAGCUCACUGUACGGCCAUACGGGAACCGGCGGUAGUCAUAUCACUGGUGAAUUGUUUCAGCGGACAACACCAUUCAACGGCAACACCAACAACACAAACAUCGGGUCGCUAUCGGACAGCGACUAUCAGUUGCUAAUCAAUGAGCUAGAGUACUAUGGCUUUCAUUUAGAUAGGACAGUCAUUGGCCGGGGAGGUUUCGGAUCGGUAGUUACCGGUACUUAUGGACCAAAUAUAAGCAAUUUGAUGAAAAUAGAGGCCGUCUAUCUCAAUGGUGGCUCAGCAGCUCCUGGUCCUCCUACUACUACUGGUAGUGUUGGUAGUGGUAGUGGUGGUGGUGCUAGUGGCGGUGGACCUACCGGUAUACAAGUUGGCCAAAAAUUUGCCGCCAAAUACAUACACCUGAUCCCCAGUUCAAACAGUUUGCACCGAUCGCUGGUCUAUCUGGAGAAGCUAGUAAUGAAAGAGAUCCGGCAUCGUAAUUGUGUAUCCUAUAGGAUGGCCAUAAAUUUAGGCCCCCGUAAGCUAUGUACAUACGGGUGCGACCAAUACUAUAGCUACGAACAUACCAUGUUGAUUAUGGACUGGGCCGACCAGGGUGAUCUGGAACAGUUUAUUCACUAUCAUUUGAGAACCGGUAGCAACCAAUACAAUGUGGGCACUUGUAUACGAUUUAUGCGUGACCUAUUGGCCGGGGUCAGGUAUCUGCACGGUAAGUCAAUAACACACGGUGAUAUAUAUGCGUGCAAUGUAUUGAUAUUUUCUAGACAAGUACCUGUCCGAGUGGAAAUACCGUUUGUGGCCAAACUAAGUGAUUUUGGUUUGGCCCAAAUCAGACAACUGGCCAGCAGUGGUGGCCAACCAUAUCUAACCGAUCAGCAGCACCGGGAUAGUCUACGAACAGAUAUGGAACAGCUGUAUAAAUUGUUUAUGUUUACAAUGAUUAAACAAUCGCAUCCCCAAGCUAUGUGGCUACCGGAGCUUGAACCAUGGUGUCAGUUGGCAUUGGAUUUGAACAGGAAUUGGGAUAUUAGGGUUAUAUUUCAACGAUAUGCUCAGUUAAUUGGUUGGUGUCCAUAGAUGCUGCCCCGGUUAGGUUAGGGUUAGGUAAUUUGGUUUAUAUAUAUAUAUAUAUACAUGUGUGUGUGUGUAUGUAUUAUAAUAAAUAUAGUAUACCAG
This is a messenger RNA of Oppia nitens, 1795 nucleotides long. RefSeq lists its product as uncharacterized. Gene Ontology annotation, molecular function: protein serine/threonine kinase activity; ATP binding. The record is from RefSeq and is a predicted model, not a curated record. The coding region runs from base 164 to 1696 and encodes 510 amino acids. The transcript has 2 exons. Gene Ontology annotation, biological process: peptidyl-serine phosphorylation; autophagy. NCBI's taxonomy places the organism in Eukaryota, Metazoa, Arthropoda, Arachnida, Sarcoptiformes, Oppiidae. Gene Ontology annotation, cellular component: cytoplasm.